Messenger RNA from Oryza brachyantha (malo sina), 2126 nucleotides. RefSeq names its product calcium-dependent protein kinase 29. Gene Ontology annotation, biological process: peptidyl-serine phosphorylation; intracellular signal transduction; protein autophosphorylation. The transcript has 8 exons. Lineage: Eukaryota; Viridiplantae; Streptophyta; Magnoliopsida; Poales; Poaceae. Gene Ontology annotation, cellular component: nucleus; cytoplasm. The record is from RefSeq and is a predicted model, not a curated record. Gene Ontology annotation, molecular function: calcium-dependent protein serine/threonine kinase activity; calcium ion binding; calmodulin binding. The coding region runs from base 142 to 1830 and encodes 562 amino acids.
CGCCAUUGCCUCCCAUCUCUCUCUUCCUCUCUUGCCCUAGAGAGAGAGGGAGAGGGGGAACAGAUAGAGAGAAAGAGAGAGAGAUCCACAUACAUCCGUCCAUCCGGUCGACGUCGUCGUUGCGGUGGCGCGGCGGCGGCGAUGGGGAACUGCUGCGUGUCCCGGCCGUCAGGCAAUCGGCGGGGCUCCGGCGGCUCGGGCCGGCGCAGGGGCGCUGGGAGGCUCGUCGGGGCGGCGAACAUGCGGUGCCUGUCGACGGUGUCGUCCGUGUCGGAGGCGGCGCGGGCCGUGGCGAUGGCGGAGCCGGUGAGGGUGCUGCAGGCGGCGGGGGCGGGGAGGAAGAGCGCGGCGCAGGCGGAGGAGAUGCUCCGGCGGUACGAGCUCGGGGAGGAGCUGGGGCGCGGGGAGUUCGGGGUGACGCGGCGGUGCAGGGACACGUGGUCGGCCGGCGGCGGCGAGGAGCAGCUGGCGUGCAAGUCGAUCAGCAAGCGGAGGCUCCGGAGCAGCGUGGACGUGGAGGACGUGCGGCGGGAGGUGGCGAUCAUGAGGUCGCUGCCGCCGCACCCCAACGUGGUGCGCCUCCGGGAGGCCUUCGAGGACGCCGACGCCGUCCACCUCGUCAUGGAGGUCUGCGAGGGCGGCGAGCUCUUCGAUCGCAUCGUCGCCCGCGGCCACUACACCGAGCGCGCCGCCGCCGCCGUCAUGCGCACCAUCAUGGACGUCGUCCAGCACUGUCACAAGAACGGCGUCAUACAUCGGGACCUCAAGCCUGAGAACUUCCUGUAUGCCAAUGCAUCCGAGAACUCCCCUCUCAAGGUCAUCGAUUUUGGCCUCUCAGUCUGCUUCAAACCUGGUGCAAGAUUCAAUGAGAUUGUUGGAUCUCCCUACUACAUGGCGCCAGAAGUCCUGAAGAGAAAUUAUGGGCAAGAAAUAGACAUAUGGAGUGCAGGAGUCAUACUGUACAUCCUGUUAUGUGGUGUUCCUCCUUUCUGGGCUGAGACCGACGAAGGGAUCGCACAGGCAAUCAUCCGGUCAUAUAUUGACUUCCAAAGAGAGCCUUGGCCGAAGGUGUCAGAGCAUGCCAAGGAUCUUGUAAGGAAGAUGCUUGAUCCAAACCCUUACACUCGGUUGACAGCUCAACAAGUGCUAGAGCAUCCUUGGAUACAGAAUGCAAGUGCAGCUCCCAACAUUCCUCUGGGAGAAGCAGUCAGAUCCAGGCUGAAGCAAUUCACUGUAAUGAACAAGUUCAAGAAGAAGGCCUUACUUGUGGUGGCGGAGUACUUACCAACCGAAGAGCUGGACGCAAUCAGGGAGCUGUUCAACAUGUUGGACACCAACAAGAAGGGACACUUGACACUAGAAGAGCUUAGAAAAGGACUGCAAGUGAUAGGCCACAACAUCCAUGAUACAGACGUCGAUAUGCUUAUGGAAGCUGCAGACAUAGAUGGAAACGGCAUGCUGGAUUGCAAGGAGUUUGUGACAGUAUCCAUUCACCUGAAGAAAAUCCGUAGCGAGGAGCACCUUCCCAAGGUGUUCAGUUUCUUCGACAAGAACGGGAGUGGGUACAUAGAGAUCGAAGAGUUGAAAGAAGCCCUCUCCCCAAGAGGCGACCAGAAGUCGAUCGAUGACAUAUUUCUGGAUGUUGACAAAGACAAGGAUGGGAAGAUAAGCUACGAGGAGUUUGAGUUAAUGAUGAAAGCUGGAAUGGACUGGAGGAAUGCAUCCCGACAAUACUCAAGAGCAGUUUACAACACUCUCAGCCGCAAGAUGUUUAAGGACGUGUCCCUGAAGCUUAAUCACAGUGGCCCACUUGUUGCAGCAGGAAAAUAGCAACGAGCUGUUAACUAAGUGACGUGUUCUCUACAUGCAUGCUCACUCAUAAUAGAGAGAAUGUGAAAAACAUGCGCAGUUUUCCAUGUUUGCGUAUUGGGUCUCCACAUUUUGGGAUGCAAAGGUACCACGGGGUUCAGUGGCCCUGAAUGUUUCAGAUGCAGAUGUCAAAGAGCAGCCCUAAAUACACCCUUUCUCUUUCUCUGAGAAAACUAAACAAAAAGAAAGAAAGAGUUGAACCAUUCGUUUAAAGUUACUCUCUCUGUUGGCUCGUGUAAAAGCAGAUCUACGCUGAA